Bactrocera oleae (olive fruit fly) is the source of this 1637-nucleotide messenger RNA. Its product is annotated as lipase member H. Lineage: Eukaryota; Metazoa; Arthropoda; Insecta; Diptera; Tephritidae. The record is from RefSeq and is a predicted model, not a curated record. Gene Ontology annotation, molecular function: lipase activity. Gene Ontology annotation, biological process: lipid catabolic process.
AAACAUGCAAUAGAAGAAAUUGCAUCAAAGCUAACGCAGAUAAAUAUGAGGCUUUGCUUAGUUUCAGAUACAGAGAAAACUCAAGACGAUUGAAUAGCGGACGUCAAGAACUUCCCAGAAAAUUAAGUAUAAAACUGCGCGUACAAAAAACUAACAUAUAAAAUUUAAAAUAAAAGUUAUAAUAUUUUAGUUACGAAAUGUUUUUUGUGGGAUUAAUAUUACUCACUAUUUUGCAACUGAACUUUACCAAACAAGUCACGGCGUUUGGCCACAACUUAGAUGAUCUUGUAUCGAAGGCUAAUAUCUACUAUCAACAAGCUGCCAGCUCUGCUGGGAUCAGUGAGCUCCAACUUAACGAAGUGGAAAACUUCCCAUCGAAAGAUGACAUUAAACUAAUUAUUCACGGCUUCACAAGUAGUCGAUUUCAUUUCUCCAUUACGCCGCUCAGAAAUGCUUAUUUCGCUAAAGGUAAGGAUAAUGUGUUACUUGCUGACUGGUCAGACGCCGCUGCUUUGGAUUAUCCCACCUCCCGUAAAGCCAUUGGACAGGUGGCGAAGCAUUUUGCCAAACAAUUGAAAGAAUUUCUUGACAAGCAUGAGAUCAAUUCGGCUGACGUUCACAUCAUCGGCCAUAGUUUAGGUGCUCACAUUGCUGGCAAUAUUGGAGACUUUUUCAAUGGCAGCCUUGGUCGUGUGACCGGUUUGGAUCCAGCCCUACCACUCUUUACUGCACUCUCCAGCGACAGUUUACAUGCCACAGCGGCAAAAUUCGUCGAUAUCAUACAUACUGAUUUUCCCGUAUUUGGUGACGGAACUCCGCGUGGUGAUGUCGAUUUCUAUCCGAAUUUCGGCACUGCACCACAGCCUGGCUGCGCUGACAUGGAUGUACUCUUGAUCGCUAAACAAUUGUUAUUUGAACAGUAUAGCUGUAGCCACAAUCGUGCCGUAUUCCUCUACGCCGAAUCUAUUGGACAACCGAAGAGUUUCCCCGCGAUCUCCUGUACUUUGAAUGGCAUAAAAAUGUUAAAUGUGAACAAUUGUCGCAAGAAAGUGAAAACUGUUGCCUUAAGAGGAGAAAUGGACGAGAGUGAGGUGGUUUUUAUGGGCGAAGAGGUAUCGAGAAGUGCAUCCGGUUUCUAUUAUCUGCCAACGUAUGAUGCACCACCCUAUGGGAUGGGUCUAAAUACAAAAUUCUAACUGCAGAUGUCGCCAGCGUACUUUGUGUGUGCCUUUGCUAAAUAAGAUAUCUAAGUGUGUAAUUCAGUUUUGCAUUUUACAGAAUGACUCAGAUAAUCGCUAUUUAAAAGACGCAAAUACAAUUAUUUAAAAUGUUGAUCUAUUUCGUAGUUACCCUGUACGAAAUGUGCAAUACAGUAAUGGCGUUUUGCCAGUAGUAAACAACACGAACAAGAAUUUGAGGUAUAUGUAGCUUUGUACUAAAUUUAAGUAUUAAGAGUAAUGGUUUAUUUAAACAAAUAUUAGCAUUUAUUAACGCGACAGUAAUGUCGAUAUGUAUAAGCAGAGAUUUAUUCUAAGAAUGUUGUAAGAAUAUUUAAUUAGCGAAGGUAUUGUAUACAUUAAAAAAAUAAUAUUAUUUGAUAAUUAUUAAAAAACAGGUUUCCAGUAAAAUAUAGCAAA